CCACCGCCGCGGAUGCAGCUGACGCAGAUCAUCACGCUUGGAAAUCUGGCAGGGGGCGGACAGCGGUACCGGUAUGCGAAAACUCUCUGUUAAGCUAUGCCCCGACGAACACGCUUUGAGAUCGUUCGGCGCAGUACAUACGUAGCUUGAAGUCACUGAGGAUGCCUAAGUCAGGACGACGGUAUUGCCCUUGCUUGUGAAAACAACACUGUUUUCUUUAAACUAUUUUGCUUUGAGAGAGAGAGAGAUGAGCACAAACUGAAUUGGGAUGCACAGAGAGAGUGAGAACUACUUCAUUUUACAAGUGGUCCUUUGUCCAAACCGUCAUCUCUUGUAACACAUUGCGAUGCUUUCUACCUUUUGAUUUGGAAGCGGGUGCGAAUUCAAUCCGCAGUGAACUGAACGCGCAUUGUCCAGGCCCGAAUUGUUUGAAAACAUUUUCUUCGCUAUAGUGUCGGAAACGAAGUCAAAGCGCUAGCGAGCAUUGUCGCACAAAGGUGUCCGCUGGUUUGUGUGUUUCUUUUCUUUCUUUUUUCUUUUAUUUUCUUGUUGUCGUCGUUUCCUUUUCCUUUCUUUCUUUUUUCGACACUGACCUUUUAUUUUUGGAUUCGUUUUUGGUUUUGCCUUCCGACCUUCAGCCAAAAAAAACAUGUUCCUAGCUAGAGGGAAGCGUGCGGCCCAAAGUAUAUAAACUUCCGCCUCGCCGCUUUCCAAGACUCAGCUAGAUUUCAGCUACCAUCUUAUAAUUUCAACAAAGCGUGCGAAAACAUUUUUUUUUUUUUCUUCCACUAAUGCGAAAGAAGGGGAAAGGAAACAAAGAAGGCUGCGAUAGACGCGCGCGUACUGUAUGUUUACCUGGGCCCUUGAAUAGGGGGAACAGGUAGCUAUCGUUACAAGGGUCUGCCGACAAGAUAGAAAUACCCUACAACGGGAACAGAAAGAUACGAGAAUACCAAUCCGUAACGAGAAAGCGGAGUAGAGGCUAAAGAGCCCUCUCGCCCUCCCACGCUGCGCGCUCGCGCGAUUGGCGAACGUUGGUCACGUGUGUCGUUGCGUGGCGGCUUUGCCCCGCCUUCUCCGCUCGAGACGCGGACGGAGGAAGAGGAGGAGGCCAGGACGAGGAGGAGCGCGCACUUUUUCAAAGCUCGCUCGAGUCCGAACGCGCCACAGCGUGGUGUGGCUGGCGACCGUGCACGAAGGGUUCCGCCAGAUCGUCAGCGUCCAAGGCGAGCCAGCAGCUACCUUGCCUUCCGACUGUGACAGCCGGCAGCAAUAUCCGGAACAAUGCGGGAGCUCGUCUUGGUGGUCGCCCUCGUCCUCUGCUGCGCUCUGCAGCUGGUCACGUCGGCGGCACUCGGUGGCGACGACGAGGGAACGGAAUCCCACGAUCAGUGGCUCCAGAAUGACCCAGAGAUAGAACCCGAAGAUGCGGACGAUUACAGCCUGCAGUGGGUGGGAACGCCACCGUCUUCUGGUUAUUACCGCUGGCACGACGACAUCAUGCGCCGGUCCCGCAAGUCGACAGGCGGCCGCUACACGGCGGGCGAGUUGGUGGAAAUGCUCCGCAGGCUGGCCGCGUCUAGGAAGCUGCGACAGGUGCGCGUCGCCAACAAGGCCAUCCGGUUCGGCAUCAGCAAGAGGUCGCUACGGCAGCGCUUCUAGGCCGCGGGCUCCCCCUGCCGACCACGGCUCCUCUCUCUCUCUAUACGCCUCGCGCACUCGCUAUGCGUGCGUGAGGCCCACUGCGUCGCUUCUUCAUUCGGCAUCCUUCGGUGACCGCCACCGACUGCAGACACUGUACAGGAAGGAGGCUGUGACACUGCGACAGCGUCGCACACAGCCAACUGCGGAUUCCCACGCACUUUGUGUGCGUCUGUGCGUGCGUGCGUGCGUGUGUGUGAGGAACUCAAUGCUACAGGCACGCCUUCCUUCAUGCCGCGUUUCCUUGCGCAUAUCGAGCAUAGAAGCGUCGUUUAGAAAUACUUCAACAAUAAAGAAAGAGCGAGAGGAAAAGAAGAGUGAGAGUGACAUAGGAGAUGGCUAGUGAUGAAGAUGAAAAUAAUGCCAUAAGAUAGAUAAAUAAAUGCGGGAAGCACGCUGUAUGAAAGAAAUAUGAGCAUUAUAUUGCAUCAUUAGUAUUCGAGGCUCUAGAACUGCUGCACGAAAGUCGUCAUGUCACAGCCUCCUCCUUCUUCCACUGGCACGCAUCGAUUUACAAAUCGUGGCCCGCGUGUGCUUUCCCAGCCGUCGCUCUUAUAAGAAACAACAACGUGUCGCGCAUUUGCGGCAUCUCCGGCGUCGGCGCGUCUGAAUCACGUUGCGCGAUUUAUUUGCUGUAAUGCUGAUCGAAAAUGUGUCAGACAUUAAGAGAAGCUUAGUGAAUGGGAGUCCCCAGUGAUCAAUCGUGCGUGAACCGGACGCGUCGACGCUGGGCGACGCCCGAUACGAGUCCCAUGUGGUUGCCGACUCAUCGUGUAUUUGCGGAGCAGAAAGCAGCUUAACUGGUUUAGCUCUGCUGCCUCGCACCGCCAGGAGGCCAAUACUCUCGCGGCACCCAACUACCAAUGUGGUUUCAGGGAUACGCAUAUACAUACAUAUAUACAUAUGCAUACAUACAUAUAUAUUUAACAGCAAAUAUCUAUAUUUACGGGUACACAUAUGUAUACAAGUACCUAACAGAGCAGAAUACUAUAUUAAAAAUAUAGAACAUGCGGAGGGUACGGUUUAGCCAAUGAAAGGUGCGCAAAGCUGAUAAAAGUAAAACAACGUAUUUACCGGUGCCCAAACGUAUUUUUCUAUUCAGCAGACAGCUCUCGUAUGGCAGAUGGCUGUCUGAGGAGCCGCUCGCUAAAAACAGGAGAAGAAAAAAAUGUUGGUCGGAGCAAAACCAAAUGCAUGUUGGUAGUCGUCCUGGAGCGUAUAGGGACGGCCUUUUUGCGACGGCAACGUUGCUCCCAACGAUCGUGUUUUGUGCCGAAAAAGUGCUAAGUGUCAAUGAAAGUAAAGAAAUUCUUUUUUGAGUAGACAAGGCGAGUUUUUGUGAGAGAUGAUUAAAUUAUUUACAACCUUCGGUCCAACAAGUUGAAAGUCAGGACUAGAAGUAAAUCGAACCAGCGAGGUUACUGCAAUCGUUCAAGUACAUCGACACGUAAAAGACAAUAACUGAAAACAGUUACAGCUUGUGCGUCUCAUAGUUACGAGUAAAGCUUACAAGGACUUUUCCUUUUUUUUAGUUUGUUACCUCUUUUGCCUCAGGGGCAUAUCCCUGAGCUUGUAGCUGAGUAUUUCUACUGAAACUAUUUGGGGCAGCUUCCUUUUUUUUUUUUUUCUCUCUGUCUCUCGCUCACUGGUAUAUGCCCAGAGUGAAAGUUUAGGUUUUACACUAAUUUCUCCUUUCCUUCUUGUUCUGCUGAGAGAAUGUUCUUUUCGCAGGCUCAUGACACUUUAUCUCUAUUGCAUUUCAAUAUUUCUCAGCUAUACUCAUCUGCUUCUAAUUACAUGAUCACACAUUCGGAACCGUGGUCUUCAUUUUACAAAAUGAAGCGGGAAGAUGCGGAAGAAGCGGGAAUAAGAGGGAAAGCGGGAAAGAGCGGGAAGAAGCGGGAAUUAGCGGGAAGAUGCAAAAACGACUACUUGUGAGCUUUUUCUUUUCUUUAAAAAAAAACGAAAUUUUCAGGAAUCGACGAGGCGUUAUCCGUUUCCGGUAGCUGUUUUCUGUUUGCCUACAUCAUGCUUCAUUUUUUUUUCCUUAUUAUGUUGUCGCACCUUACCGAAGGAAAAACAAAAAAGAAAACAUGCAAAUAUUUCAUGAGUCACCCACUCUCACCUAUUUAUUUUUCAUGUCAUUAUUUAUUAAAAAGUAAACAAGUGACACUAGGCGGCAAUUGCAAAUACGUGUAGCGAAACGUCACUUGACUUUCUCCUCGAUAAAUUAUCAAUUGUCAUCUCCCCCUUUAAAAAAAAAGAAAAUGUUCAAGUUGUGCUUACAUUGUGUUAGUUCGCCAUGACUGUUCCGGUUUACAAGGCCCACCCGCUCCUGUGUAGUUAGCUGGCUGUCGCAAAGUAGAUGUACACUUAGAUAAAAAAUGUAAACAAGCCUUCAACCCCCCUCCCCCCUCCCCUCCCCCCCGAGUAAGUUUAUCACAUUUGCUGCGUCGCUGCUAUGCGAUUCGCAUUUCGCACAGACUAACAUUAGAUGUUACGGAGAGUCAUAUUUCGACACGACGAUUCUCGUGAAAGACGAAGAUGUCUUGGACGGGAAGCGGAACAGCAAAAUGAACUUGAAGAACACAGAACAGUAGGACGAAUCUCCCCGCAUCGAAGGCGAAAUUAUAAAACAAGAAGGAAAAUAAAUAAAUGAAUAGGAAAGCCGGGCCUAAACUAAACUUUGUGCGUUUGCUAUAAACGGCUCAUAGAAGUACUUACGUACACUUAAUAAGAAUUUAUAUUGCCUUUAUACGUACUGCAAUGGAUAAUAAAGGCUGUUCUCUUAGGCGCUUUGAACAAAAUCAAAAACUGCAAAAGCAAAAGGCAGACCAACGCUUUUCUUUAUUAAAAUUAAAAUGAAAGAAAGAGACGUAGUCACCUUAUAAUGCUGAUGGCUACUCCUUUUCUCAUAGCGGAAACAACAAUAUAAAGAAAAUAUGUAGGAAAAUGAAAAGAAAUCUCUUCAUACGGUCAGAAAGCCACAUCACAGUCCUAUACGCCUAUGAACAUAACAGUAUAAAAGUCAAAUGCAAGUUGCACCACAAUGAGUUCGUAAACAAAGUCACAAACACAUACAAACAGCCUUGAUGUAGACUUCAAUACGUAUAAACAGAUGAGGAAUUACACAGUGUUAAAAUAAUUCACGCACAAGUCUAUGUCUUUUCAGUGAUUACAAACGGCAAGGAACCCUCCUGCUCGUUGUCAUAGGUUAACUUAUCCGCGUCGCUCUCUUGGGCUACGGGAGUAAGCAUGCCGACGAUGAUUAAAUGCUGAAGGCGUUUGCUCCUGGCGCUUGACGAGUGCGUAAAGAUAUGAUUUCCCCUCAUGUAAUUCAACAAGCACACCUCCUCGAGACAUAGAUCACACAAAGUGCGCGCACAUUCACUGCUACUCUAUACGAGCGCGUGUUACGCCGUUGAUGCGACCUCAACCGUAUGCGGAAAACGGCCCAUUACAGCAGGCGCAGGCAGUGUGUGCGCCCACAUGUGCGUACUCGUGCCUCCGAAGCCGUGGCCGUUUAGCCUGCCGCGAGUUCUGUAGGUUGCCGCACUUCUGUUGUGUUCCCUUACUUUUUGUCGUUCUCGUUAUUAUUGUUGUCGCGGUCCUUUUACGGGCGCUCUCAGCAGUGUCGUAUGCUCAUUCCACGUUCCGCGCUUGCUGGGAACAGCCCGCGUUGUCCCUCGUUUUGUGCUGGGCAGUAUUUAGUGCGAGUGUUCCGUGUGCACAUGGGAGCUGUAGAGGUGUUGUACGUGUGCAGGUGCCCGUGUGCGUGUGUGCGCGUUUGCCGGUCGCUUGCACGCAUGCUGGCUCCGACUAAGCGCUUCCUGUUGCUCGUGACCGCGAUAACUACGCGAAAGAAUUGUUCGCGUUCGAGAAAACAAAACGCCUGUGUGCUUAAGAGAUGUAUUCACUCGUCUGUGUCUCAAUAAAACAAGUGACGAAAGUGAA
Messenger RNA from Dermacentor andersoni, 5655 nucleotides. RefSeq lists its product as uncharacterized. The record is from RefSeq and is a predicted model, not a curated record. NCBI's taxonomy places the organism in Eukaryota, Metazoa, Arthropoda, Arachnida, Ixodida, Ixodidae.